This is a messenger RNA of Oryza brachyantha (malo sina), 1979 nucleotides long. RefSeq names its product 4-coumarate--CoA ligase-like 6. The record is from RefSeq and is a predicted model, not a curated record. The coding region runs from base 40 to 1746 and encodes 568 amino acids. NCBI's taxonomy places the organism in Eukaryota, Viridiplantae, Streptophyta, Magnoliopsida, Poales, Poaceae. Gene Ontology annotation, molecular function: CoA-ligase activity. The transcript has 6 exons.
GGAGGGUCGAAGCGGUCGCCGCUUCCGCCACGCACCCACAUGAUGCUGGUGGCGGCAGAGCAGCGGCGCCGGCCGUUCGCCGGCGUCGACCGGCGUGGCGGGUUCUGCACCGCCACGCGGACGUUCCACAGCCUCCGCCCCGCGGGGAGGCUCCCGCCGGAGGAGCUCCCGCUGACGGUCGCGGAGUACGCGUUCUCGCUGCUGUCGUCGUCGUCGGGGCCGCCCGUCCCCGGCCGCCCCGCGCUCGUCGACGCCGCCACGGGUAUUGCCGUCUCCUACCGGUGCUUCGUCGCGGGGGUCCGGUCCCUCGCCGGUGGCCUCUGGUUCUCCCUCGGGCUACGUCCCGGGGACGUCGCGCUCGUCGUCACCCCGUCCCGCCUCGACGUCCCCGUGCUCCACUUCGCGCUCAUGUCCAUCGGCGUCGUCGUGUCGCCCGCCAACCCGGCCUCCACCGCCGACGAGUACGCGCACCAGGUCAGGCUCUCCAGGCCGGCCGUCGCGUUCGCGGCCCCCGAGGUGGCCGCGAAGUUGCCCCGCCAUGUGAGCUGCGUCGUUAUCGGGUCGGAGGUGUUCAGGAAGCUAGCCUCCGCCGACGGCGGUGCGGCGGCGCCCCCCGCGGUGGCGGUGAAGCAGUCGAACACCGCGGCAUUGCUGUACUCGUCGGGCACCACCGGGCGGGUGAAGGCGGUGGCGAUCACGCACCGCAACCUCAUCGCGCAGAUCAGCGCGUACAGCGCGAUACGCGAGACGGCGGCGAGGGAGGCCAUCAACGCAGGCAGGCCGACGCCGCCGGCGGCGGCGGCCGCGGCCGCGGUGACGCUGUUCCCCUUGCCGCUGUUCCACGUGAUGGGCUUCGGGCUGCUGACGCGCACCGUCUCCUCGGGGGAGACGGCCGUGCUCAUGCACCGGUUCGACCUCGCCGCCGCGGUGCGCGCCGUGGAGCGGUACCGCGUGACGCGGGUGUCCGCCGCGCCGUCGGUGCUGGUGGCCCUGACCAAGUCCGAGGAGGCGCGCCGCCGCGACCUCUCGUCGCUGCUCGCCAUCGUCGUCGGCGGCGCCCCACUGGGCCCCGAGGUCGCCGAGCGCUUCGCCGCCGUCUUCCCCAACGUGCAGAUCAUUCAGAGUUACGGUUUGACCGAGUCAACCGGGCCGGUGGCCUCCAUGGCUGGGCCAGUGGAGUCGGCGGCGUACGGAUCGGCCGGGAAGCUGGCGCCGCGCGUGGAGGCGAAGAUCAUCGACACGGCCACCGGCGAGUCGCUAGGGCCGGGGCGGCGCGGCGAGCUCUGGAUCCGGGGCCCAGUCGUCAUGAAAGGUUACGUGGGUGAUGCUGAGGUAACUGCAGCGACGAUCACCCCAGACGGCUGGUUGAAAACCGGCGAUCUCUGCUACUUUAACGAGGAUGGUUUUCUCUACAUUGUCGAUCGAUUGAAGGAGCUGAUUAAAUACAAGGGAUACCAGGUGCCACCAGCUGAAUUGGAGCAUAUUCUACAGUCUCGUCCUGAGAUUGCUGAUGCUGCAGUUGUGCCAUAUCCAGACGAAGAAGCCGGGCAACUGCCAAUGGCUUUCGUGGUGAGGCAACCGGGCACAAAUCUUACCGAGCAACAAGUCAUGAACUGUGUCGCUAAACAUGUUGCACCUUACAAGAAAGUCCGACGUGUGGCCUUUGUCACUGCAAUACCGAAAUCUCCUGCGGGGAAGAUCCUGCGACGAGAGCUUGCACAGCAGGCCGUUGCAUCCAGGCUUUGACAGGAAAUUUGAGCCCAGUACGGGGAUAUAUAUAUAUUCCCUCAGUUUUAAAAUAUAAAAAAUUUCUAUAUUAUUUUGUAUACAUUAGUGUUGAGAAUAAAGUAAAUGAGGGGUGGCUGAGAGUUAGAGAGUGGUUAGGAUAAAUGGAUAAUACAAGAUAUUUGUAUGACAGAUUUAACAGAUGGUUGAUUAAUGAAACAAGCAAUACUCUAGAUAUGCUUAUAUUAUUUAUA